Ruditapes philippinarum (Manila clam) is the source of this 12259-nucleotide messenger RNA. Its product is annotated as KICSTOR complex protein SZT2-like. Gene Ontology annotation, cellular component: peroxisome. Bases 117 to 11702 code for a protein of 3861 amino acids. The transcript is spliced from 68 exons. Lineage: Eukaryota; Metazoa; Mollusca; Bivalvia; Venerida; Veneridae. The record is from RefSeq and is a predicted model, not a curated record.
AUAACGGAUACUUUCGGUGUUUAUCCACCAAUUUCAUGAAAGUAAACAAACUGAAUUUUGGGUGAAAAUGUUGAUUUUUAGUAAGUAAUCGACGUCAGAUAGAUGUUACUUUUGCUAUGGAGGGAGCAGAGAACAGAGCAAUUCAGGCACGUGAUGUGUAUGUGUUGAUGAAAAAGGACUACCGAAUUUCCAGAAAUAUCAGAGCAUUAUGGUUUUUCCAGCAUCUUAAUACAUCUUUAGAUUUUGAACCACAAGAACAUCUGGUUGACACAUCUGAUGAGUUACAGGUUGCCUCUGUCGUGUCUGACGAUGGUACACAAUGUGUGCUGGGACAGAAAUAUAGUGUGGCGCUGUUGCCCAGUACCAUGGUGACAUUUAUAGCUCGACGUUACAGAUUUGUUAUUAUACUUGAUGUCAGUCCGUCUGUCAGCUCAGUGGAUACUAGCAAUUGUUCUGUACUGUAUGAAAAAGUUCACACAACUCUGUCUAACUUUCUGAGAGGACUCGUUCUGCCAUUUCAGAUUCCAGGCUCGACAGCAAUGCUGAGUCCAGAAAUUCACAUAACAGUGAUAGCUUAUACACCUGUCAAAAGUUUUACCUUUAAUCAGGUGUUGGCUCAGGGACUGGUGAUAACAUUUAGUAACAUUGAUAAACUGCUAGCGGAGAUGGCCAUCAAAUUAAAAAAGUUUGAAUCCACAUUAGCUGAUAAUUUCAAAACUUGUCUUGAAAAUACAAACUGUAACUUUGCAAGUAGUUACUAUGAUGUACGUCAAGUACAGGUGGAGCCUAUAGGACCUCAGUUAUCAAAGGAUAAUGAUAUAAUAAACAAUCCAGAGGCUGGCAUCGUCAAUAUGAUUAGAAGUGGAAUGAUGGCCUUACAACUGUUACCUGAAAACUCCAGUGCAGGUUUGGUGGUGAUAACAGAUGGUUGCCUUGGUGUACCUAAUGCUAACCUGUUUGAGUUUUUAUUAACUCAGUUAAGGACAAGCACUAUAGCAUGUACAUUUCUACGUAUCGGUGAAACUCGGACACCGUUUGGACAUUUUGGCCAUAUACCUCAUACUGAACUGAUGCAGUUUAUUUCAACAGCUACAUUUGGAUCUUAUUUCGAUACUUGCCCAAAUGUGGCUGGACAUGAGUCAAAGUUACCAAAUAUGUACCAUAAAGCAAUGUUCUUUUGGAGUUUUCAAAGAGGUUUAGAGGGGUUCAGGUUUGACCUAGGUGACCAGCUUGUCAUGGCUCAACAAUCCUCAUCACCAGCCCAAUUUGUUCAGAGAUUGCUGUCUCACCCAGUUCAUGGUAAUAUGGCCAGCGUGAUGCAAAAUGAACGAAAACAUCACUCCAGUACUAAACUGAACACAUCGUUGUUUAGUGUGCUGUCAGUCAGACUGAGGGAAGGUUAUACUAUUAGAGAUAUUGCUAUAACUAAAGGUGAGACUCAGUUAGAUGUUAGACUUGUGUUGCCAUGGAGAGAGUAUGCCAGGUUUGCAUAUCUUGUCAGAGCUGCAUGGCCUCUAGAUAACAACAGGCCAUUGACUCAUACAGAAAUCACAAUAGAAGGCAGUUAUGAUUUUCUUCAUGACAUUACAUGCAUUAAGAAUAAAACCAGUACAAUGAGUGGCUUCAGAGCUGCUAAUGUGAAGAAAUUCUGGCAAGUACUGCAGGGAUUGUCGCAAACUGAUCAAUUACUGGUGCACUUACAGUCAUUCUCAAUGAAACCAGAGUAUUACACAUUACCUGGCAGUAUAAAAGAAGGCGUUCCAUUGUUCUAUCUCCCUUUACCUAACUCUGUUACUCCUACACUUAGUACACAGCUCAACUCAAAGGAUACAGUUUUGAACCAGUUUGCUUCAUUUUGGAGGCCUGUUGUCAACCUGGACAUCAAAAUAUGGCAAAAGUGGAUGCACACUCACAGAAUUGGAUUGGUGUUGGAGCAUGAUAUAGGAGUGACCAAGCACAUUCACAUCCCUAGUUCAAGUUUUAGAUACACUAUGGUCAUGUGUAGACUGGCUUCAACCUCACUCAACUUAUUCCUCUCUUCCUGGAGUACAUUUAUACUUCUAGAUAGUCAAUCUUAUAUCAAACUUAUUUACGAAAAUGAUGAAGACAAAACAAAACAGAAGCCUCCAUCAUCAUUUCUGUUGAUACGUAUAACAUCAAAACCUCCAUGUCUGGUGCUACGUCUUGCCUUCCUGGGGGGAACACCUGGAUAUCUUAGAUAUGAACUAGUGAAAGAACUCAAACAGAAGGUUGCUGAACUCAAGUUUCCUAAAAGAUUUUCUAAGAGUGACAAAGAUAGGAGAUCAGCUCUUGUCAGUAAAGAGAAAGAUACAGUUCACAAGCCACCAUUGGCACGGGAAUGGUCUCAGAUGAAGUGUUGUGUACUUCUAGUCAAACCAGUAGAAAGUAUUCUUAUCAGAUACGAAAAAGUACCACAUGACAUGACAAAGUUAGAAGCCCAGGCCACACCAGAGGUAUCUCCAUUUUUACCUUAUUCUAGUCAGCCGAAGAAUAAAUCGGCAGCAAACCAGUACAAUUCUCUGUCAAGAUACCUGUUACAUCAGAGAUGGAUCUGGACAUUACAACAAGCUGGUGUUAACAGUAUCUCUAUGUCAGGCAUUGGACGUAUCCUCUCUACAUUAACCAAAAUGCGUAUACAGCAGGGUUUCCAUUUUGGGUACACAAAUCAGGGUAUUGUUAACAUGAUGGUUGAAUUAGAUAUGAAGGAUCCAGAAAGUGGUACAGAUUCUACAGUGAAAUCCAAACAGAAGCCAACAUGUGUUGUACAAUACAUUCUCUUCCCUCCAUACACUAAAACUACAUCAGACAGUUUAAGUGAUGAUGAUGAGGAAAUGGAAUCAACAGAGGAUGAUGGGAUACUACAGAUUAUCAUGGAAUGCUGGGUAGAGCCUCAACAUGGUGUUGCCAUUAACAACACACCAGAGAGAGAACAGUUUGAGGGAAUCACAUGUAAUCAAAUACCCACAGUGUUAUUUCCCCAAGACCUGACUUGCAUUUCCAGUCUGCUGACAUUUGAACAUUUAUCAUACCUGUGUCAGAAUAGCAUUAUACCAGUUGAUCUAGACAGUAUUGUCAAUACAAGUGUUCAUCCUGGAUCAAAUAUAUCACAGUUGUCACCUACUGUCAAACAUAUAGACUUCCCCUUUGAUCUUCUCUCAUUGUUACCCAGAAGUCAACAAGCUGAACUGUUAUACCCAACAUACACUUAUGGAAGCAAAACAGGAAGUGGAGAGUUUGGCAGGGAGGCUAAUGAUCUGUUAUAUAACCUCCUUAUUGAAGAGUUAUCUGGCAGUUAUCACAGACAGGUCCAUCUUUCACAAGGACAAAGCUGUCACCUCUUACAACAUAUACUCUCAAGAGAUAGAUCAACUGAAACUUACCCAUUCCCUUUUAAAAUUGAAAAACUGAUCUCAUUGGCUAAAGAAAAUAAAUCUGACAAAUCCAACCAAUCAAAGUCUCAGACAACAAAUUCAAAAUCAAAUGUCAGUCAUUCACAAGCCAACUCUGUUUCCCAAGGAGCCAAAAAAGAUAGUGCAGGUGUUUCCAAGCCUGAUAAAGUUCCAGAAUGGAAAUGCUUCAUUAAAGGUGGUGAUGCUAGCUCUCUUACACUAACUUUUAUUCCUGCUUCCUUUAAGGAUGUAAUACUUCUAAAUGAAUCAAAUAAAGAUUCAGAUUCUGCAGAGGGCGACAUCAAGACUGAACCAGUUAGUGACCAAACCAGCAAGACUGAUAAAAAGGGUGAUAAAAAUUGUAAACCUUUGGAUAAAGUUGGAGAGGGCAGUGAUGAACUAGGUAGUAAAACGGAAGAAAAUGCUCAAAUACCAAAAGAUUCAAGUGCAAUAGACAGUAGUGUAGAUGCAGGUCACAAAGAUGAAAAAAGUGAAACAGUUAAUACUCAACCAGAAGAGAUUAUUGAUCCAAAAGUUGAUGAGAUAAAUAACAAAAAGACCCUCAUUGUUCCAGUUUAUAUAUAUGACUGUAUAGUUCACAAUGUGUUACAGUCCCUUAUUAAUCCCUGGGACUAUCAGGCCCCUGCUGACAUUUACCAGGAUAUGACCUUUGACCCAGUCAGUGAGCAGAAUGAGCAAAGUGGGUUGUCUAGCCCAAGAUCUCUGAAAAGAGUGUCAUUUAGUGUAGAAAGUUUUAAAGAUGACCUUGAACCAGCUUGGAGGUUAUCAUGGAGGUCACAGGAGAGAAGGUCAACAGAGGGAUCAUGUGACGGAGGGGAAAACCUGUGGCAGCAGUGUUCAUCAUUGUCAGAAACAUUCUAUAACUGCUAUGUUAAAGGUGUGUUUCAAAGCUUGCAGAAAAGUUUUACCAUUGACAGCCAAGAUGUUGAUGCAGCCAUAAAUAAUAUCUGUGAAGAGGCCCUACCCUUAGAGAGUAACAUGACAACAUUUCUACAUGCAUCAUGUUGUCACUUCCAGCACCUCGUAAAUGAGGCCCGAAAAGAUCAGGAGAGACUUAAUGAUCAAAGUUCUGCAGUGAUAGACGAUGUUAAACCUCACUCUGUCAGGUUUAUGGAUAUACUUGAUGAUACUGAUGGAGAUGCACAAAGUGAUCAAAUGAAAAUACCAUCAGUACUUGAGUUACCUAAAGUGACGUUGACAUUAGAUCUAUCAUUACUUCACCUAGAGCUACCUUGUGAGCCAUUAAAAGACCUUCACCAGCUGAUCAAGGACAAAUUCCUUGAUACUGUACAGAAAUGGUUCCGACAGGUUCCAUCUAGUCGUGACUACUAUUUCUAUUGUCCAGAAGCUGCUCAGAGUGAAGGAGAAUUGUCAGAUGAAAGGGAGACAACUACGUCAGAAGCUGUUCAUGGAGCAGCGGUUGGCACAAUGCCAGAAUCUGAUGGUAACAUGGCAAUGGACAGACUCAGUCUGGCCAUGAGAAGUGACAGGAUCUCUAACACCUCUGUACUAGAUUCCGAGGAGUCUAUGGAAGAUGAUGCCAUCCUUGACCUUGACAUUACCCAGGAUGAUCGAAGUGACCAGUCUCCAUUGUUUAUAAACUUUACAUGUACAGUGAAAAGUCGUCUGCAACAGUACAGUUUGUCACUGCGUAACAUUGCUGUUUGUAUUGGAGAACUUUCAACAAUACUGGAAAAGUUUUCUGAGGUUGAGCUCAGUGACCUCAAGAUAACCUUUGAUCUUAAUUGUUUGACCUUGCCCUGUGACCUUGAAGUAGCAUCACCAAAGAAACCGUCAAUGUUAAGAAUGUUAUCAAACACUAGCGCAACAUUCGGGUCAUCGUCAGGCUCAGAAGUUGAAGACAGGGGAAGUGAAUCUAUGAUUGAUAUGAAUCAUUUGAAGGACCCAAUAAAUCAUCUACCACAGAGACAACAUGAUGCUGUCACCAAAUGUAUGGAGGAGAUUGAGUGGCUGUUACAUGAUGAGAUUGUAUCAAAUUUGAGACACAUAUCGCCUAUCACAACUGAUGCCCUUAACUUUGUUGCCAAACAUAUACAGUGUACUAGUGGAUUAGGCAAGGCUAAUGUCAGUGUAGAAACUGUACCUUUACAGUUUGUGUUUGGAUCAGAACAAAGCAAUGAAAAAUUUACAGAGGAAUUCCAAAAGAUGUCAUUCAAGAAUUACCAGUUAAACAAAGAGGAUGAGUGGUACUAUUUGUCCAAGAAGCGUAUUAAUGCUUUCACCUAUGUUAAUGCAUCAGUACUUAGUUCUGCUCUUGUAGAAUUAAGUCAGUGGAGUGGAAAACAAGGCUCCUCUACUAAAGUUUGCUCUCCAAGCUCUGUGUCGGAACUUACUGACACAAAAUCAGCUAAAAAUCUGUCCCCUCUCAGUGUUAAUGCUAAAGAGAAAAGUUUUGAUAUUGGUGGAGAACAUGUAGGCUGUUCUAGUCCUUUGACAGUAAAAUCUGAUGGAUACAUUGCAUCAGAAGUAAAAAGACACAGUCUAGAGUCUAAUCUAAGUUUAGAGAAGAGAACAUCAACAGAAGGUCUCAACUUGGAAAAUGUUAGUUUAAUUAACAGACGGAAAAGUAAGGAGUUAGUGUUGAAAAUGAUACAAAGUAGCAAGGAUAAUAUGUCAGAUAGGGAGAAAACACAAGUUAGUUGUGAACAGGCCGGAAAAGUGGAGGAGAAAGCAGAUUCCUCUGCUGCAGAUAGUUUGACUAACCUUAAACAAGACACUGAAACUCAACAAAAGAGUGAUGGCUCUAAAAUUGCUGAUGAGAGCUCACAGAAUCCUAGUAAUCUUUUACAAACGGAAGGAAAAUCAGUUGUUUCUCCAACUUCAUCAUCAGUGUUUGAUUCACCUACUACAGGAAGUAUUUCAUUUUCUGUGUCUGGGACAGGAAGUCAUGUGACCUCUGCUGUCCAAUCACCUGUUAUAUCUGAUAUUUCUAUACAGCUGACAAAGACCGAUGGUCGUUGUGAACCAUUCAGAACGUCUCCAGAAAGAACUUGUGCCAUGGAAAACAUGUUAGAUGAUGAAUUUGACAGAACAGAUUUGGAGAAUGAAGCUGUGUUAAAAAGGUGCUCUAGUUUUGCUGGUUUCAGAUCACAAGAACCAUGUGUUCCCACAAAACAGGACUCUGAGAUCGAAUCUCAGGGUCCUUCGCCAAUGAAAGCUCAACAACACUCUCUCAUUGGACCUCAGGGACGGGCUCGUCACUGCUCGGCCCCUGUAUCAGGUCAGGGAACACCUAGGAGUAAAGUAUCAGCGUUACCAUAUACCCCAUCUUGUAUAUCAUCAAGGGGCUCAUUUACAGAAGAUGGUGCAUCAUAUGAUGGAGAUAUGAGUGAGAUGGACGACAGUGCCACCAUGUUCAGUGAGAGCGGGGUCAUCACACGUCUUAUGCCCAACUUCUGGCUCAUUAUGCAUAUAAACUUUAAUGCUGUAGAUAUCAACAACAUUGAAAUGAACACUGUUGAUAUACUCUUCCAACACAGGGAGACAGGUAAAGAAACUAAUGAAGAGACAUUGGAGUUACGGAAUCUUCUAACACAAGUAAAGACUAACGUAGAAACAACUUGUCGCAGAGUUAAUCAGCAACUGUUGUUGAAUGACCUGUAUGAGACUCGUAUGUGUCAUAAUCUACUGGUGGAUGCUGCCGAGGAGGAAGUCUCCUGGAAACUUGAUAGUGAUAACAGGAUCAAACCUAUACACCCCAAUAAUCCCAGCAGCUCUGAGAAUGAUGAUGACGAUGAUGAUGAUACAUUUGAGAGGAAGUACCUCCAUGCUGCCAUGAACCUUGACCCUGGAUAUUUUGAUUGUAAAUUAGUUUGGCAAACAAAGCUGAACAUUCACCCUGGUCUUAAAAGAGGAUCUGGUAGGGGCUCCACCAUGUCAUUAGGGAUGAAGGCUUUGAGGUCACAGUUGAACCCAUUAUCAGUCAACAACAGAAACAACAUGUUUGUCAUCAAGGAAACAACAACGGAAAAUGUUUUUUAUCUCAGAUUAAAGGAGGUACAAUCAAGCAGUGCUAGAUCAACUGUAGUGUUAGAUGAUAGUUCAGAUACCUUGACCAUGUCUGGUGGUCUGAAACCUCAUGAACAAGAUCCUGAUACUGUGUCCAUGAGUUCGUCAAACAGUACAUUGUCCCUGUCCCAGCUACAGAAAAUAAGUCAACAAGACUGUGUUGAGCUCAGUGUACAUGGCAUUGAUGAUGCAGGCAAAGAGAUUAAGGAAGAUCUGAUACAGAUGUUACAGAACAAGUUAGAUGAAGCCACACUGGAGAAACUGUGUGAGAUGUUACGACGUAAUCCCCAGUGUCAGCUGGAUAACUUUGAUGUACAGUUCAUACAAAAACCAGGUCAGGAACCAGCAGAUAUUUUACAUUUGACAGUGUCAAAUAAAGCCAGUCCCCAGCUUGCAGCUAUAAUGUAUUAUCUAAGACAGAAUCUACUACAAUUUUUACAUCCACCAAAGUACAAAUCUUCCUUGGCUGAACAUCAGUUUAUGGAUACUUUUGAUGGAAAGUUAUCUACCAUACCCACAGACCAGGCAUUCUUAUAUAUACCACCACACACUGCAAGAAAAACUGGUAUAUCAGUAAUCAGUUGGUUUUUGGAACCCAGAAGGAUUUUUUUGUUCUUCCCAAACUUUUUGAAAAAACCAAACAGUAAACGACCAGGUCCAACAGCUUUGAUACAGUUCCACAUCUGGCAAGUUGGUGAUGUAGAUAUCCCCGUGUUACAGGAGAAGCUGACUUUAGCAUUGAAACAUGCACUAUGUGAUGUUGUGAUGGAAUACCACAUACUGACAGCUCCGUUAUGUACGGUGCCAAAACAUCUAGUGGAUGUGCUCCCUCCCCCACCCACUUAUUCUGCACCUACCUCACCUUUUCAUAGCAUGCUGCCAGCAGGUGAUGCUACUGUAUUAGAAUGUGAAGAUUUUCGGGAGAGAAAAUUAUCUAUGGUGUUGAAGAAACCUUCAGAGACUCAGCGAGGUCUUGACCGCCGGUCAUCAUUGCAGAAUCCAUCCAGAUUUCAAGCUUUAAGAGAUGCUUUCAUAAAUUCUUCAAAGAAAGUUAUGUCCCCUACACCGGACAGUAAGAUUUUUGAUCUGCCAGGACCCGAUUCUGGUCAUGGGUCAAAGGCGAGUUCCCCUAUGCCAGACAAGGUGAUGAUUAGCAACCCCCACAGAGCAGAACUAGGGAACAUAGUGAAUCAGUAUGAAAGUGGCGACAGAGGAACUUUACAUAAAAUAUAUUCUGAUAUGAUGGAAGACUGGCUUGUAUUCUGUAGUCAACUAGAGGCACCAUCAGUUAACAAAUUAAACUUGACACUAAAGUCACGGUUCUCGUUAGACUAUGUAUUACAAGAGUUCCAGCACAUAGUGUCCAGAAUGAGUCAAACAAUGCAUACAAAGGUUUAUAAAAUGUUACCUAAAGAAGAAGUUGACGAGGAUUCAAAUAUUGGUGUUCUCUAUGUACCAAACAGAUCUCCUUUUGAGACUGGAAGACGCAGGUCAGAGACCUCCCUGGACAAUAGCAGACCACAGACACUUACACCUGGAGUAGACAGACAUUUUGCUGCUAUAAGUCGUGACUUUGAACAGUGGUAUACUUUUAUACAUCAUCCAUAUGAUGAGGAAGAUAAUCCUGAACAAUCAUCCAGUAUUAAAGGAAAGCAUGCUUCACAGAAGUUCGCAGCUCACAUUCCAUCGGUAACAGAAGGUAAAACAUUUGGAAUGUUCUCAGAGUCGACAUCGUUAAUUCCACGUCAGAGAUUCUUACUUCUCUCAUUGAAAAACAAAGAGAUAUGGCUGUAUGCUUACAACUUGACAAAUGAGGCAUUCUCAACUUUAUCAAAGCACAUGAUAAAAUUAGUACAAUGGAACAAUUGUCGUACACACCUGUUAUCUAAUGUUGUCACACAGAAAUGUGGACUGUUUAACCACUACAUGUAUGGUAAUGCUGCGUGCAAUAUGGAGAAAAUGACACAGCAGACAGACUCCAUUGAUCAGCUGAUCAACUGUCCAGCCCCACCCCCACCAAAUAAGGAGAAGUUAAAUCGUACACAGAGUUCGUCUUCUGUCAGGGAGACAUACCUUCCAUUUGACGUUACAUUUAAAGACUUGUACCCGAACAAGCCACUCCAUGUGUCAUACCUGGCUCCUCAUACUGACUACGUGAAACAAUAUGGCCAACAAGCUCAUGACAUCAGACUUGAUCAUAAGAGACAAUUUGACAAGAUCCACAAUAUUAGCAGGUUGUAUGUCAUGUGGGUACAGAAAAUGUCACCUAAUUAUCCAAUAUCUGAAUCUAUUAUGAAGCAAUUAAAGCAGGCUUCUAGACUGUUUCAUUACUGUGCCACACCAUUACUAUUUAGUGCUAAAUGGCGUAAAAAUGUCCUUGAAAAAUACAAGGUCACUCAGCAAGACACCCAGAAUGUGAUUGUGUCCACAAGCACUCCUGAUACCAAAACUAGAUCCAGACAUGGAUCUGGGACCUCUACAGGAAGUGUCAGAACAAAGCGUACAGACAGUAACGAGUUGAAGAAAAGACCUUCACUUCAGACGUUCAAGGAGUUCCAGUCUGACUCCGAGGACAGCAUCGGAGAAGAUGAAUGGCAUUUAGAGAUGAGGUCCACAUUUAUAUACCAGUAUAUUAAAUAUCUACAAACUAUUGGCUUCCAUUAUGUACAGAUGGAUAAGUCUCAAGACAAGGGAAAAGUAAAGAAAAGAUCAGCAAUGCCAAAUGAGAACACAAACACUGGGGAGAUAGAAAUCAAGGCUACUGAUACACAUAAUCUACAGAAGACCGUAUCAGGCGGGGUUCUCCUCAUAGAAAUCAGCUUCCGUGAAGAGUAUUUCUGUGUGAAACUGUUCACAUGCGAUCAUAACAAACUGGGCAUCACUGUCAACCAGCAGCUGAAGUUACUAUUUGUUGAUGAAUGUGAAAAGUGUAAGCAUGUGAUCCAUGUACACUCUUUUGCCCAUGAUUUUCAUCUUAGAUGUAUACAGUCGUAUAUUAGUGGUCAACAUGAUAUAUUCAAGCCAGGGUACUAUUUGUCUGGUCUACUCAAUGAUUUUGUCAAGGUGUAUGCAUAUGCUCCUAGUUUCUCCAGAAAUUUCCUACAGAGAGAGGUUGUGAGUAUCCCUAAGCCAUCAUGUUCUAGUAAAGACUUAUAUGAGUACAUGUUACAACAUGCCAAACUUCAUCAGAUGUCUAUGUUGAAAAUGACCUUACCACCAGAAGUUGAUAAUACCUUGGAUGGUUCCUCUAAAAACCAUGAGUUUGCAUUAAUAAGUCAUGAAGUUCGGGAUGUUUCUGCCUCAGAUCCUAAAUCCACCUCCCCAAAGAAAAUGGAAGCAUACAACAUUGGUUUGGUGAUAUUACAGGACUGUCCGACUACGAGCAGUGGGGGAGGGCAGACUGGAGGGACAUCUGACCCUCCUCUUACACUACAGUUUUAUAUGAUAUUAACCAGUUCAGAGACAUUGUUCCCUAGACAAACACUGGACAGAGAUAGAGGAGUGUUAUUAAGCAGAAGUCAGUCUACAGGUGAAAAAAGGAUUUCUGGUGAUUUGAAGGACCAGAUAACAGUAAAGAAAUCAGUUAGUGUAAGAGAACAGAGCACAAAUUAUCUUGGUUUCUCUAACAAACAUCAACCUCCGAUGUAUAAACUGUUACAGAAAGAAGCUCUUGUUGUCAGAGAAAAGAUAGAGAAGAUGGCAGUAGCAUCUAUGGACAAGUGUAGACGAGACACUCUAUGGACGAGAAUGUUGUUUAGUAAAGCUGAUGAACAGAGUGCCAAGAAAAAAAGUGAUGCAGAUUCAUCAAAAGAUCUGGAAAAGUUGACAUUUGAAGAGUUCCAGGAAAUGUUAAAAAGAGUUCACAAGGUACCUCUACAUGAGAUUGAUCCUAGGCUGGUUCCCUUUGUUCACAUGUCAACAGCCUGGUACCAAGGAUUGGCUCAAGUCCUGACUAACAGCUACCGGUACACAGAUUACUUUAAGAGAUGUUUCGUUAAUCCCGAGAACAGUGCCGAGCAGCAUUAUAUAAUAAUCAACCCAAAGUUUGUAGAUUUGUUAAUGAUGUUGUCAGUGGACAGUGUAUCAGGGAAAACUGGUCUGUUUGCUGUGUUUAGAAAACCUGCUAAAGAACAAGAGUGUAUCCUUCCAGGAAGUCAAAGUCUUCCAGAGCUGAGUGUUCAAAGUCACAUGGAACAGUUCAUAAAUACAUGUUGUUUUCACAUGUGGAGUUCUAUGUUAUAGUCCACUAAGACAGUUAAUAUUAUUAAAAUGUGUAACUUCCAUAUGUUGUGUUCUUUGCUAAAGUACACUGAACAGUUUAUAACACAUGAUGCUUUCGUUUAUCGAGUUCUUUGGUGUAGUCCACUGAAACAAUUCAUAUACAUGUCUUACCUUCGCAUAUGAAGCUCUAUAUUAUAGUUCACUGGAUCAGUUACUUUAAUAAUGUUGAAUUCUUCUAUAAUAAGUAGCCAAGUAUUUUUAACCACAAGUGUGUCUUUAGUUAAAGGGUAUAAAACACUUGGUUAAUAUAUAUUACAUGUAUGUAUUUAUUCUAAAUUAAUGUGACUUUCACUUGUUAUUUUUAAUGUUUGAAACUUUUAAACAUGAAGUCUAGUUGUAUACAUUACAUUAAGGAUAGUGUCUGUAUUUCUUUAGUUUAUAAACUAGUCACAUGAUAUAGGAAAUCAUAUAAUAAUAAUGUAAACUCUGACAGACAUUUUGAUAAUUUGAUAUAUGUGUGUGAUGGUGUUUAAUGGUGCUUUCAAAUUAUUGUUAAUAAUAUAAUUUUGUGUGUAUUG